This is a messenger RNA of Verticillium nonalfalfae, 252 nucleotides long. RefSeq lists its product as uncharacterized. Lineage: Eukaryota; Fungi; Ascomycota; Sordariomycetes; Glomerellales; Plectosphaerellaceae. Bases 1 to 252 code for a protein of 83 amino acids. The transcript has 2 exons. The record is from RefSeq and is a predicted model, not a curated record.
AUGUCUGCCGCCGGUGCCAAGUCCGUCAUCUCCAACGACAUGCAGGAGUUGGGUCAGGGCAAGGAAGACAUCUCCAAUAAAAUAUCUGGCCACAAGGCCAACCUCUCCAACCCCAACACGAGCGAGGAGUCCAAGGAGAACAGCAGAAAGGCGAUCGAGGAGCUCGGCGGACCUGACAACCACUACGGCAAGGAGGACGGCCCACGCAGUAAGAGCGCGGCCGAUGCAUUGGAGGGCAGCCGCGUCGUUUAA